AUGGCUAAAGCAGAGCAGCCCAUUUUUGCACAAGGCAAAGAGGGGCAACAAAUGGAGGGAAGAGGCGGUGGGAAAAGUUCACCGUCGUACGAGGGCGAAAACAACAAAACCCGUCGCAAGGCCCCACAAGUGCACAGCAACAACAACAACAACAACAGAACACCACCUCUCGGGUCCCCCCGGCACGCUGCUGUCUAUUUCGGGUUGGAGAGCAGCAGGAAGCGAGCAGCUCGGGGACACGGAGGAAACCCGAAAGGAAGAAAGCCGCCGGCCGUCUCCCUUCACCUGCCCCUCCUGCUCCGAGCCGGACCUACGGGCGAGCUCCGCCGAGCGCGCCGGGGCCCCGGGGCUCCCGCUCCCGCCCGGCUCCGCAGCCCCCGGCGCUCCCGCUCCGCCGCUGCCGUCGCCGCGGGGGGAGGAAACGCGAGGCGGCCCCCGUCCGCGGAAGGCGUGGAGGGUGGGGUGACUCACACCUGCCCGGGAGAGCGCCCCGUUGGUCUCCGACCUCCCCCGCCCCGAGACGGGGCGCUCGCCCCUCCUGCAGGCCGGCCGGACCGGGAGCCGAGCCGAGCCCGCGGUCCUGUUGACCACCUGCCCGGAGGGUCCGGGGGUUCCGGCUGUGUGGACGGACGCAGGGCUUCCGCGGGGAUGACGGAUGCGGUUCGCUCCCCGCGGCCCCCUUCCCCCGGGCCUGCCCGCGCCCCAGACCCCCAGCCCGGGCAGCUAGGCCGCCUCCCAGAAGCAGAGCCUCAGGAGGUCCGCUUUCGAGGCUUCGUUUUUGCACCCGCAAAAUCAGGGAUUGGGGCCGACAUAACCCCCCAGUGCCAAAAUAAUGAUAGCGACCGUCGCUGA
This is a messenger RNA of Suricata suricatta (meerkat), 852 nucleotides long. Its product is annotated as proline-rich protein HaeIII subfamily 1-like. Lineage: Eukaryota; Metazoa; Chordata; Mammalia; Carnivora; Herpestidae. Bases 1 to 852 code for a protein of 283 amino acids. The record is from RefSeq and is a predicted model, not a curated record. The transcript has 2 exons.